AUGUCUGUUGGCUCCUACAAGCAGUUCCAUUUUUCAUCUCGACAGUCCACCUGCAGUAAGGAUGGUGAACCUGUAUCGACUUCUUGUCCGUCAGCAUUGACAUGGCAUCGUAUUUUGCGGAAAUCGAACUACGCUCUUCUCCCCGAGGUGCCACCUUCUGCGGCCUCAAAACGAUCCCAUAGACUCCCCCAGGCUGUAUUAUGGUCAGUCAUCGGCCACAGUGACGGGAGUCCGAAAGCUUUCAGUUUACUUCCUGUGACCUCUAUCCCAGUAGCCUGUCUGGAAGACUACUUUUCCGGACAGUCCUGCUCUCGCUCUGUCACUGAUUCUGAAUUUAAUUCCCGAGCACUCAUAGAUAUCGUGUGGUCAUGGGUUAAUGGCAGCGACCCCCUGCAUAUUGCAGCUCUGAAUGACACAGAGCACGCCUAUGGAUACGGCAGUUCGAAACCCAAACUUUAUCGUGAUCAUAAUGAACUCAAAUAUUCUAUGCGCUCCGCACUGGCACAUUUUCGACACGGCGUCGGCUCGUUUCACCUACUCACUUCUGACAAUCCCGCCUCCGAUUCCACGAUUAGUAGCGAAGUCCGGUACGGCCAAAUCCCUCAGUGGCUUUCAGGCUCUCAAUGGACAGAUGGGUCUGCCUACUUGGACAUUCAACACCAUUCCCAGUUUUUUGUCCCUAGCGCAUAUACCGGUCCUACAUUCAACAGCUUCGCAAUAGAGUCGCAGCUCGGAAGUCUUUGCGGCGUUUCUGAGAACUUCAUUUAUAUGAAUGAUGACUUUUUGUUCAAUGGCGACGUCGAGACUGAAGAUUUCUACACCCCAUUCUUUGGACCUGUUCUUCGAUUCGAUUACGGAAUGGGCGUCGACCCGCACAAUCCCUCUGGUGCGGAUCCGGACGGGGAGUGGCGGCCCUUAGACUAUAGCAGCCAUUUACUGUCGAAACGGUUUGGACUAAGACCACGCUUGUACAUCGUACAUGCUCAUAAGCUCAUUAAUAUGCCUAUCAUGCACGAGAUGUCGGCAGGAAUGUGGUCGAAGGAGUUUCGCGCUACAGCGCAUCGACCAUUCCGAGGAAUGAACGGACAACCAACGGAGACUGACCCAGCUCCCAAACAUGUACCUGACGGAGACGACGUUCACCCUGGGUUCAUGUUCAGUAAUUAUCUCAUCGAUCGUGCGCGAGAGGCACUCUUAUGGUCAUGGGUGGUCGGCCGUAUUGGCGGUAAUGGAACGAUGCAUGUAGAUCGAGAAAAUACCCAACGCUCAGAUAACGAUGAUCGAUGGGAACCAGAAAUGCAUGGCGCACGCGCCUGGAAGGAACUUGGAGGGCUCGUCGGUAAGGCCAAGAUCGUAGUAAGAGUACCCCAACGAGAAACUCUUGACCACGAUCGUGUCGAAAAUCUGGUGAACAAACGGAGACCGGAGAUGCAAAGUCAGUACUCUUUUUCGUCUCAGGAUGGAUGCCCCCUGCAAUAUACGAAACCCAAUACGCCUGGGCACCCACCAAGAUUGGCAUCGAAUCCGCAUUACAAAAAUUUCGGGUGGAGGACAGCGGCUCUCUGUGAAAUCUCAUGGAAUCAGUGUUUUGAGAAGGACGAUAGGCCUAUUGAGAGUGCUAGCGAGAUUUUCGUUCAUGUGGCAUUUGAGAACGUCAACUGUGGAGAUUGCAUAAUCAGAGCCUUAAUGAUUGCUUCAGGGCCUCUCGGUCUAUCCGAAUUCCUUCCGUCGCCAAACAGGACUGUUCCACUUCGCCGACCGCAAAACCAUGUUGACGAGCUCCCCCCAGUCGGACCUCCACAUCUUCCACUAGCGCCUGACUAUCGUGACAUCGAUUUUUCUUUAGAUACUGUGAUGGCGCCAUGGAUUGAAGAGGCCACUCAGAGGCGAGGACUGGAGAAAGGAGCAGCGGGGCUGAGUGUCAGAGAAUGGACAAUGAUGGCCAUUCAGAGGUAUCGCUACGUCGUCGGCGAAUUACCAACGAGAUUCCUCUCAAUCAACACCCCGGCCACAGCUCGUAGUGGCGUCAAAGGUCUUGGAAAUGAGGCUUUGAGAUUAGUAUGCAUCAAUGACGAUGUCACGAACCAAAACGAUGUGUCGGCCGUUGAUAAAAUACUGCAGGAUUGGUUCGCUUCCAAGUGGCCAACACCAGCAGCCUGGGAAGCCUGACUUUGCAUCUAGCGAGAUUUGUU
Molecule: messenger RNA, 2192 nt
Organism: Guyanagaster necrorhizus
Lineage: Eukaryota; Fungi; Basidiomycota; Agaricomycetes; Agaricales; Physalacriaceae
Exons: 6
Coding region: 1-2169 (722 amino acids)
Biological process (GO): N-glycan processing to lysosome; carbohydrate phosphorylation
Cellular component (GO): Golgi apparatus
Molecular function (GO): UDP-N-acetylglucosamine-lysosomal-enzyme N-acetylglucosaminephosphotransferase activity
Source: RefSeq, a predicted model, not a curated record